AUGGACCCCUCAACAUACAAGGAUCCUGAGCUCACGCUACAGGAUCAGAUGGUGGUUGAGACCCUUCUUGAAGAUAUUGGUGCAAAUGAUGAGACAACCAGCCCAUUACAGGAAAAGAUUGGCGCUGAAGAGACAGCGCAGAAGCUGCAUGACAUGAACGAUGCAUCUCAUCCUGACUUUGACCCCACUGUUUUCCAGCUUUGGGAUACACCAACCUUGCGGACCAAGCUGUCCCCGGCCAUCCAGCAAUAUGUGCUGCAGCCGUAUAUCAGUUGGGCAAAGGGCGUGGUUCGCGUUCCGACAGAUGUGGUCAUGGUGACCCAUCUCAUUCUCUACUUCACUACCAUUGUCCCUAGCGGCUUUUAUCUUUACCACCGCUUCUCAUACCUACACGGCGUCCUACACUGGGUCAUGCAGUUGUACUAUUGCGGCGCCUUCACCUUGAUGAAGCAUCAGCACAUCCACGGGAACGGAGUCCUGGCCUCCAAGUAUUGGCUUUUCGACACGCUUUUCCCAUACUUGCUGGAUCCCAUGCUUGGACAUACGUGGAACUCCUACUUUUACCACCACAUCAAACAUCACCAUGUCGAGGGCAAUGGUGAGGACGACCUCAGCACGACCAUGUUCUACGACCGGGACAAUGUGUUUGACUUUGCUUGUUACGUGGGUCGAUUCAUCUUCCUGAUCUGGCUGGAGCUUCCGCUGUACUUCUGGCGAAACGGCCAAGUGAAAUACGCCUGUAGAGCGGCAUUCUGGGAACUUGGCAACUACGCGACCAUCUACCUCCUCUACAACUACGUCAAUUCCCGCGCGACACUGUUCGUGCUUAUUCUUCCGCUUACGGUCAUGCGAUGUGGCUUGAUGGUUGGCAACUGGGGCCAACAUGCUUUCGUGGACCCGAUCCAUCCUGAUUCGGAUUACCGCUCGAGCAUCACUCUCAUUGAUGUCCCUAGCAACCGGUACUCCUUCAAUGACGGAUACCACACAUCACACCACUUGAACCCGCGUCGCCACUGGAGAGAUCACCCUGUGGCAUUUGUCAAGGGCCGGGAACGAUAUGCCGAGGAAAGGGCAUUGGUCUUCCGAAACGUGGACUAUAUUUUUAUCACCGUGAACUUGUUGCGCAAGAACUAUGUCCACUUGGCAAAGUGUCUCAUCCCCAUGGGUGACCAAGUCAAUAUGACUCUUCAACAGCGAGUGGAGAUGUUGCGCGGCCGGACUCGUCGGUUCCCACGCGCUGAAGCAAAGAAACAGAGCUGA
Molecule: messenger RNA, 1260 nt
Organism: Penicillium cinerascens
Lineage: Eukaryota; Fungi; Ascomycota; Eurotiomycetes; Eurotiales; Aspergillaceae
Product: fatty acid desaturase
Exons: 3
Coding region: 1-1260 (419 amino acids)
Biological process (GO): lipid metabolic process
Source: RefSeq, a predicted model, not a curated record